AUGGCAAAUCAAGCAAUCGCUAACUUCCUUACAUUACCGACACUAACAACAUUAAAAGUCGGCUUCAAAUGUAUCCGAGCUAUUGGAGCACAAUCUUUGGGUGCUGCAUUACAACACAAUACGACACUCACCACAAUAGAUCUUUGGUACAAUAAAAUCGGACAUCUUGGAGCACAAUGUUUGUGUGAUGCAUUACAACGCAACACAACACUCACCACAUUAGAUCUUGACCAAAACAAAAUCAGGGACAUUGGUGCACAAUCUUUGGGUAAUGCAUUACAACUUAACACAACACUUACUACACUAAAGCUCGAUCAGAAUAAAAUCGGAGAUAUUGGAGCACAAUCUUUGGGUAAUGGAUUAAAAUACAACACAGCACUCACCAUGUUAGAACUCGGCAGCAAUAGAAUUAGAGAUAUUGGCGCACAAUCGUUGGCUGAUGCAUUACAAUAUAACACAACACUCACCACAUUAGAUCUCGGUGGCAAUAAAAUCACACGUAUUGGAACACAAUUUUUGGGUGAUGCACUACAACGCAACACAACACUUACCGCAUUAGAUCUGUGCCACAAUAAAAUUGGAAUUGUUGGAGCACAAUUUUUGGGUAUUGCGUUACAACACAACAGAAAACUCGCUGCACUAGAUCUUUGUGGCAAUAAAAUCGGAGAUCUUGGAGCACGAUCUUUGGGUGAUGCAUUACAACAUAACACAACACUCGCUAAAUUAAAGCUUGGUCAGAAUAAAAUCGGAGAUCUUGGAGCACGAUCCUUUGGUGAUGCAUUACAACAUAACACUGCAAUUGCGAAAAAACGGUAUGAUUAUUGUGAACAAUUAUGUUUUCCAAAUGCAAUUGAUCAAACAGAAAUUACAUGUAGUUGUACACAAUAUUAUAAUUUACCUGAUGAUGGUCGUUCAUGUGAAGCAAAUUGUGCUGAGUAA
Molecule: messenger RNA, 939 nt
Organism: Adineta steineri
Lineage: Eukaryota; Metazoa; Rotifera; Eurotatoria; Adinetida; Adinetidae
Source: the annotation of a GenBank genome assembly